Messenger RNA from Clonostachys solani, 492 nucleotides. Lineage: Eukaryota; Fungi; Ascomycota; Sordariomycetes; Hypocreales; Bionectriaceae. The record is from the annotation of a GenBank genome assembly.
AUGAAGUUGCUAGAUUUCGCCCUCUCUCUGAUAACAGGCAAGGAGGCGGCUCGUCUUCCCAAUGCCACCUCUCCAAUGGCCCAAGAACCCACUAAAUACAUGGUCCAGCUUGACGUUUUUCAUCAGCUUCACUGCCUCAAUCUUAUGCGGAAGCUCGUGUAUCCUUCAGUGUUCGAUCUCGACUUGACGUCUGGGUCAGAAGAAGCAGAGGAGAAUUUGGAUCAUUUCGAGCACUGCUACGAUUCCCUGCGGCAAGCGUUGCAGUGCAACGCGGAUCUGAGCACCAUCUACUAUGAAUGGGUGCCGGAAAGAAAUAGACUCGUAGGAAACUUGGCAACAACGCAUACCUGCAAGAACUAUGAUUCAAUUAUACAGUGGGCAAGGGAUCAUCAGUACAAGGGACCUCUUGACUACACGGCCAAGGUGGAAGGGGUUCCCAUAAGGCAUGUUUCGCAUGUUUCGGGUGGGAAGAGUUCACAUCAUCACAUGUAA